AGAACAGUCUGUUCUUGUUGUUGAGCGCUUGAGUGGGGACUGUUUCGCGUCCGUCUACUGCGGCUGUGCGUUUUCUCUUUCCGUUUCCGUCCCCUCAAGUGGGCCGCUGAGGGUUGCUAGGCAUCAGCCCCUGGGGGUACUUUGGAGUAGGGUCGCUGCGGCGGUUGGGACGGAAGAAAGGAGCCGCCCGCGUCCCGGCUUUUUGGAGAAGGGUCGGAGGUGCCGACAGCCCUGAAGUGGAAAAGAGGGAAGUGACUUGUACAAGUAAAGACUAACAGUGAGGAUUAAUAUUUGGAUUAUUUCAAGAUGAGCUUCCUGUUGCCCAAGCUGACUAGCAAAAAAGAAGUAGACCAGGUGAUAAAAAGUACUGCAGAGAAGGUGCUGGUCCUCAGGUUUGGGAGAGACGAGGAUCCUGUCUGUCUGCAGCUAGAUGAUAUUCUUUCUAAGACCUCUUCUGACUUGAGUAAAAUGGCUGCUAUAUAUCUGGUAGAUGUGGACCAAACUCCAGUUUAUACACACUAUUUUGACAUCAGCUAUAUUCCAUCUACUGUGUUUUUCUUCAAUGGGCAGCAUAUGAAAGUGGAUUAUGGGUCUCCAGAUCACACUAAGUUUGUGGGAAGUUUCAAAACCAAACAAGACUUCAUAGAUUUGAUUGAAGUAAUUUAUCGAGGAGCAAUGAGGGGAAAACUGAUUGUCCAAAGUCCUAUUGAUCCCAAGAAUAUUCCCAAAUAUGACCUUCUCUAUCAAGACAUUUAGCACAUUCACUCCUAUCAAAGUUGAAGAGAAAGGCACAUCUUGAAACAGAACCUGAUGUGUGCUGCUUUUCCGGAGUCCUUCAGGAGCGUGCUCAGUGUCCCAGCAGAUGAGAGGUUUGACUUGUUUAGAAAAUACUGACCCCCAAGUGGAAGACCGAGCCAGUACUGUGAUGAUCAGGUGCCUACAUGCCUACUCCCCGCAGACUUCAGAGCAGUCCAUCAACCGUGCUCAGUUUCCCAGCGUGAUUUUCUUAACUUCUCUUUAGACUGUGCUUUUCUUUAUCCCUUAUUGUAAUACAGGAGCCUCCUAAACAAUGGCUGGUACAAUUUGAUUUAACUGUGUUUGAUACACAAGUAAAAUGGAAGGUCAACUCCCAUAAGAACAAAAAUACUUACCUUCUACCUGGCUGUACACACACACCCUCCUUCACCCUCAGCCUCACCCCUUCUUCCACUCAUAUAUUUAUAGUCCUCAUGCUCUCCUACCUCCAGUCUUUAUUAUUCUAGUUUCUCUUGGAAUAAAUAAUUCUCUACUGUA
This is a messenger RNA of Diceros bicornis minor, 1293 nucleotides long. RefSeq names its product thioredoxin like 4B (gene TXNL4B). The transcript is spliced from 4 exons. NCBI's taxonomy places the organism in Eukaryota, Metazoa, Chordata, Mammalia, Perissodactyla, Rhinocerotidae. The record is from RefSeq and is a predicted model, not a curated record. Gene Ontology annotation, biological process: mRNA splicing, via spliceosome. Gene Ontology annotation, cellular component: spliceosomal complex; U4/U6 x U5 tri-snRNP complex; U5 snRNP. The coding region runs from base 307 to 756 and encodes 149 amino acids.